AUGCUGGCAUCACCCCUCUCUCUCUCUCUCUCUCUCUCUCUCUCUCUCUCUCUCUCUCUUUCUCUCUCUCUCAUGUUCACUGUACGUGAUUACUCUCUCUCUCUCUCUCUCUCUCUCUCUCUUUCUUUCAUUCAGUCGUUAGAGUUUUCAAUCUUAUCAUUUUUGUAUGUUUUUUUCCGCUCUCAUUCUCCUUUUCGGAAAAUAUGUCGUUGUCAUUUCCAAUUUCUUUCUAUUUCCCUUAUUAACAUCAACAUUACUGCUGCUGUUGUUAUUUUCUUCAUUGCUGUUGCUACUUCACUCUCUCUCCUCUCUCUCUCCACUCUCUUCUUUCUCUCUCUACUCUCUUUUUCUCUCGCUACUCUCUCUCUCUCUUCCUCUCCCCUUCACCAAUUCUUGCUAAAGCGAGAGGUAAACUUGGCGCAUGCCGGAAGUUUUGUAAGCUUAGUUGCACCAACGAGUUUACGAAUCCCAGAAGUGAAUCUGCUUCUUCCGGCACACGUUAAUGUAUGCCUCUACUCGACCGCAUUCCGUUCAGCAUCCUCCUCCUCCUCCUCCUCCUCCUCUCUCUCUCUCUCUCUCUCUCUCUCUCUCUCUCUCUCUCUCUCUGAAAGAGACUGCUUUAAACGCUCACUGAAAGACAGGGAGAGGGAGAGAGAGAUGCUCCAAAAGCGUGGGAACGAAAGAAAUCUGCAUAAAAAGAACCCACUCUCGAUAUUGUCAAUUUCUUUCUCUCUCCCUCUCUUUUUCCUUCUCUCUCUCCCUCUCUUUUUCCUUCUCUCUCUCUCUCCUCUUUAUUUCCUUCUCUCUCUCUCUCCCCUCUUUAUUUCCUACUACAUUGUUCCUUACGUUAUUAUUUAA
Messenger RNA from Acanthosepion pharaonis, 858 nucleotides. NCBI's taxonomy places the organism in Eukaryota, Metazoa, Mollusca, Cephalopoda, Sepiida, Sepiidae. The record is from the annotation of a GenBank genome assembly.